AGGCCCAAGUUACGCGUUCCCUCCUGCACCUGUGUCGCUGCUCUGGUGACAGGAAGCCUGCCCCCCGCUCCGGACCUGCCUGCGGCAGCACCAGGCACACAGUGAAAGCCAGCAAGUACCGGCUGGAGGAGCGCUUGCCGAAACAGGGAGGUGAAGGGUGGCGACUAGCUCUCCUGGGACGGGGCACGCGUUCUCUUUCUGCGAAGAGCCCUCCUCCGGCUCCCGGGAUGCCUCCAGGAGGAGGGACAACGAGGCCCAGGCCCGUCCUACAGACGGGAACACAGGACAGGCCGACGUGGCCGCCCCGGCAUCUGGAGCCUCGGGCCCCGUAGUGUCCACACCCUGCCCGGGCACGGGUGCCCCGGGCAACAGCCCCAGGCCCGAGGGCACCUCCCUGGCACAGAGGACCAGACAGAAGCCGCACGUGUCCCCUGGCCCUGGUCUCCGCGAUGUCAGGGAAGGGGCCACUAUGCUCCCCCACCCCGCAGACCAGAGCCUGGGAAGCCUCUUUCCCUCACACCCACGGGGAGCUGGGCUCAUGGCACCCCUCCCCCGGCCUGUGCUGGCUCGUGGCACCCCUCCCCGGCCCGACCUGACCCGCAGUCCGCCUUCUCUCCGCCCCUCCCUGUCCCGACCUCAAGCUCCAGCAAUCCUGGGGCCCGGCUCACUCCACAGCGGCGCUCUCAGUCACCGGAGCCGAGUCACCCCCUGCCUGUGCCCCAGCGGACCCACCGGGACUCGGGCCCUGCCUGGCCGACCCCCGACGCUGGCCCUGCCCCCCCAGGUCUUCCGGCUCACAGUUCACGUUGUGGUGAGGACACUGAGGCCCAGAGGGGACCAAAGCCAAAGCUUCUGGGACCGAGAAGCUACCCGAGGUAACCCAGACCUGAGUUCUCCAACUGCUUGUGUCCCACGAGGUCAGGAGACAGUUCCCCAGGAGGACACCCAGCAACUGCUGCCCAGCUUGACCUCCUGCUUCCCGAAGGCCCCAUCUACAGCACAAGGCCCACCCGUCCCAGAGAGCCGAGGCGGGUCUCAAGCUCAGGUCCCCGGGUGUAGAGUCAGGCCAGGGUGCGGGACCAGGGCAUCUGCCCCUCUCUCUCCAGAGAAGGUCUUGCUGGGGCCCUACGGAGGUCUCGUGUUGCACUGGGAGACGACUACGCCGAUGGGGUGCAGGCCAGGCCCCAGCCCCCAGGAGGCCACCCCCAUCCUUGUGGAGAGCAGGGCUGCUCUGCAGGCAAAGCCCAGUCUGGAGCGCGGACCCAUGAAGCUACAGCGGAGAGCCUCAGGGACCACAGCAUCUGCACUGCCGACGGUCGGCCCCAGCCCUGUCCCAGCAACAUCCCCAAAGGGAGCUUGCCGCCGGGACCAGCUCUCUCCCCAAACUGAAUGGAACCCAGCCCCAGCUGCAUGCGGCUCACCAAGGCUGGACGAGAGAAGGGCCUAUUCCACCUCCACCUGUGGCCAUAAACACACACCAGACCUGGAGGAGCCAAUCUGUUACAGCUGGCCCCCUCCCUCCGGGCCUGGACCCAGCCUGGACCCCAGCCUCCUGGGGGUGGGGGUCACAUCUGGCCAGCCCGCCAAGGGGCUCAGGGUCCUAACGUCAGGAGGUCCGGCUGAGGCACCAGGGCAUGGGGCAGGGGCUCCCCAGCAUCUGGAGGGCUCUCGACAGCAGGCCUCACUCCAUGGCCCAGACCUCGGUCCUCCCAGCCCACGGAGCCCUCGAAGAAGCAGGACCGAGGAACCAGCUCAGCCAAGAACCUUCCGGCUAACAGAGGGCAUUGGGUAUGCAAGCACAGUCACCUGACCAGCAUCCCCAGCGGCCAGCCCCCAUCUCAGAAACCGGGGACCCAGCCGCUCCCCAGGACCCCUGCCACCACAUGAGGACACACAAGGACCAGCCAGCGGGGCAGGGUCCUCUGUGCAAACAGGGGCCUCCUGUUCCCCACAAUUAACUGAUGCCCGCCCCCUUCUGGUUGCCCGCUGGGCUCCAAGGCACUGGAGCGUGGCGCAGGACGUCCGCCCGGGCAUCCACCUGGACGGAGGCCCAGCUGCUCGCCCCGAGCAGGCUCAAAGCACCGGAAACCGUCUGGGGGUAUUUCAUUUCAGCGGGCGGCGUGGCCUGCGCCUAUUCCGACGGGAGCCUGAGAGCUCCGGGCUCGCUGAAGACACUGGACAAAGCAGGAAACCCCAGCGAAAUGCUCUCGCGGCCCCAUCACCAAGAACUCAGGAGGAGCGUCUGCAGGGCUCCUGACUUCCCAUCCGCUUGCGCGCUCCUCUUUACAAAAACGCAGUCAGCCCGGCGGCCCCUCGAAGCCAGACGCCCCGCCCGGCACCCAGUCAGUGUCCCCUGUGGGCACAGCCCCCAACAUGGCAUGACUCAGCCGAAGGCCCCACGUCGGGGCACCGAGCCCCCAGCCCGGAGCGGCACCCGCCAGCCGCCAGCUCAGUCCACCCCGGUUGGCGCCAGGAAACGUCCCCCCGGGAAGGGCCAACUGGCCUGGCUGAUAAUUUCCUUUCUCGUGCGCUUUCUCUUCCCUUUAAAACCUUUCUUUUCUGCGAGAUGGGAUCGGCCUGACUCGAGUCGGUUAAUAAAGCCAACAAGGCUUCGAAAACUCA
This is a messenger RNA of Mustela lutreola (European mink), 2622 nucleotides long. Its product is annotated as synapsin-1-like. The transcript is spliced from 5 exons. The coding region runs from base 470 to 1810 and encodes 446 amino acids. The record is from RefSeq and is a predicted model, not a curated record. NCBI's taxonomy places the organism in Eukaryota, Metazoa, Chordata, Mammalia, Carnivora, Mustelidae.